This is a messenger RNA of Panicum virgatum (switchgrass), 1362 nucleotides long. Its product is annotated as oxygen-evolving enhancer protein 2, chloroplastic-like. Gene Ontology annotation, biological process: photosynthesis. The record is from RefSeq and is a predicted model, not a curated record. Gene Ontology annotation, cellular component: photosystem II oxygen evolving complex; photosystem II; extrinsic component of membrane. The coding region runs from base 193 to 1152 and encodes 319 amino acids. Gene Ontology annotation, molecular function: calcium ion binding. NCBI's taxonomy places the organism in Eukaryota, Viridiplantae, Streptophyta, Magnoliopsida, Poales, Poaceae. The transcript is spliced from 3 exons.
AUUUGUUACCAAUUAAAAUCUCGCGUCGCGAGCGCACCCUCUCCUCCCUCCACGGCUGCCACUCCGGCGCUGGGGAGGGAGCUCGGGGAGGACGAGAGCUCCGCGCCGGCGCCGGCCAAAAGCAAAGUGCUGUGCGGAGGCAGAGGAGAGUUGGAGCAGCAUCGCCCAAACAUCGCGGUCCGACGUGGCCCAAUGACGCGUCGCGGAGCCUUAUCCCCUGAUCCAAACUCCAUCCGCCUGCCGCCCAGCCGACCCCACCGCCCCCUCCUCUCGUUAACACUCGUAGCGCCCGGCGCAUCCACAGCUCGUCUAGACUCUAGAGGAGACAGUCGCAGGAGGCCAGGAGAAGCAGCCGGCGAGCAGCAAGCCAUGGCGUCCACCACCUGCUUCCUCCACCAGUCCACCGCCCGCUUCGGCGCCGCCGCCGCCUCGGCGCGCCCCCAGGCGCCGCGGGCCCAGCAGCUCGUGUGCAGGGCGCAGAAGCCGCAGGACGCCGCCGCCGAGGGCGACGCCGCGGUCACCCGCCGCGCCGCGCUCACGCUCCUCGCGGGCGCCGCCGCCGUCGGCGCCAAGGUGAACCCCGCCGCCGCCGCCUACGGAGAAGCAGCCAACGUGUUCGGGAAGCCCAAGACGAACACGGAAUUCAUCGCCUACAGCGGCGACGGCUUCAAGCUGCUGAUCCCGUCCAAGUGGAACCCCAGCAAGGAGCGCGAGUUCCCCGGCCAGGUGCUCCGCUACGAGGACAACUUCGACGCCAACAGCAACGUCUCCGUCAUCGUCCAGCCCACCACCAAGAAGACCAUCACCGACUACGGCUCGCCCGAGGAGUUCCUCGCCCAGGUCGACUACCUCCUCGGCAAGCAGGCCUACGCCGGCAAGACGGACUCCGAGGGCGGGUUCGAGACCGACGCGGUGGCCACGGCCAACAUCCUGGAGAGCUCGGCGCCAGUGGUGGACGGGAAGCAGUACUACAGCGUGUCCGUGCUGACCAGGACGGCGGACGGCGACGAGGGCGGCAAGCACCAGCUCAUCACGGCCACCGUCUCGGACGGCAAGCUCUACAUCUGCAAGGCGCAGGCCGGCGACAAGAGGUGGUUCAAGGGCGCCAGGAAGGGCGUCGAGAAGGCAGCCAGCUCCUUCAGCGUCGCAUAAGCAGUGCACGCAUCAUCUGUGUGCCGGAAUUUGUUUCUUUUGGUUCAGGGAUGCUUACGUAGAUAGAGGUUGGGCAUGCGUGUGCGCUCCGGCCUUUGAUUGUACAUGAGAACAAAGACCAAGGAGAGCUCCAUUUCGUCCCUGCAAGGAUUGAUUUCUGCUCUCACGAUGUUUAAGAACUCCUAGUACUAAUAAUGCUUCGUUUUUGUA